This is a messenger RNA of Corylus avellana, 490 nucleotides long. NCBI's taxonomy places the organism in Eukaryota, Viridiplantae, Streptophyta, Magnoliopsida, Fagales, Betulaceae. The record is from RefSeq and is a predicted model, not a curated record.
AUGUAUCCCAAUAAUACUGGCCCUCAACCCGAAGGCCAAUGGUCCUCCGGGCUCUGUGAUUGUUUUCAAGAUUCCUCCAAUUGUUGUGUUACCUGCUGUUGUCCUUGCAUCACAUUUGGCCGCGUUGCUGAGAUCGUGGACAGAGGUCAAACAACUUGUGCUUGCGGGGGUUUGAUCUACUACGCCCUAGCACAUUUAGGUUGUGCAUGUUUGUACACGUGCACGUACCGAACCAAACUGAGAGCCUUGUAUUCGUUGCCGGAAGAUCCGUGCGGGGAUUGCUGUGUCCAUUUUUGGUGCACUACUUGCGCGCUUUGUCAAGAGUACCGUGAGCUCAAAAGCCGUGGAGUGGACCCUACUAUAGGUUGGGUAGCCAAUGCUCAGAAAAUGAACAGCGGAGCCACAACGCCACCAUUUGUUGCACCGGGCAUGACUCGUUAAGGCUUCUGUGGCAGUUUUAAUUUGCAUUCAUCCUUGUGUUCAAUCUGUC